Molecule: messenger RNA, 703 nt
Organism: Epinephelus fuscoguttatus (brown-marbled grouper)
Lineage: Eukaryota; Metazoa; Chordata; Actinopteri; Perciformes; Serranidae
Product: transcription factor HES-2-like
Exons: 2
Coding region: 1-456 (151 amino acids)
Biological process (GO): regulation of transcription by RNA polymerase II; regulation of neurogenesis; anterior/posterior pattern specification
Cellular component (GO): nucleus
Molecular function (GO): DNA-binding transcription factor activity, RNA polymerase II-specific; protein dimerization activity; RNA polymerase II cis-regulatory region sequence-specific DNA binding
Source: RefSeq, a predicted model, not a curated record
AUGAAGCCAGCACAGAUCAGAUUCUCUCUACAGAGACCUCUACAGCACACAGAUCCAGACAUGGCACCUACAAUCACUGCAGCAAUGACCAAUUCUCAGGAGCAUCUCACUCUGACCCACAAGCUCAGAAAGCCUCUGGUGGAGAAGUUACGCAGAGAGCGAAUCAACAGCAGCAUUGAGCAGCUCAAGUCUCUCCUGGGUCCAGAGUUCCUCAAACAGCAGCCAGACUCCAAGCUGGAGAAAGCAGACAUCCUGGAGAUGACAGUUUGUGUCCUGACACAGCUGCAGCAGCAGCAUCAACAGCAGAGAAGACUGCUGAACCACUUCAACAAGCUGCAGUCUUCCUCUGAUAACAACCUGACAGAGGCUGACUUCUCUCCUCUGAGCUCCACAGUCCAGACCAGCAUCACCAAAGAACAGAGUCCAGUCAACAGCGCCCUCUGGAGGCCGUGGUAGACACCUACAGACUGGAGCUACUACCAGACAAACUCAGAUGACCAUAUUGGUCAAAGAUUACUGGAAAUGAAUUCUUCUGAAUUCUGACAUUUGAUGAACUUGUUCUUCUGUUUUACAGAAGGUUUUAUUUUGUGUGUUUUCCUGAGGAAAUGACAACAACAAUAUCUUUCAAAUUAAGAAAGAGAACUUCUUAUCAUGCAUGUUGCAUGAACCAAAUCUGAUUGCAUCAGCAAUUAUUAUUAUUAUA